UGGGUUGAUCUCGAGUCUGCAGAGCUCUGCUGCACCCUGCGUCAUAUGACCUCCAAGCUGCUAAACAGCAGACCAUUUUCUUGGAAGCAAAAAAGUCAUGGUACUCUACAAGUCUACUCGUGGUGUCUCUCCCAGUGUCUCAUUCCAGCAAGCCCUACUCAGUGGAUAUGCUCCAGACGGUGGGCUCUACUUGCCAGAGACACUGCCCUCAUUCAGUAGAGAGGAGCUAAGAGCAUGGGCCAAGCUAUCAGCCCAAGAACUGUUGCAAGCCAUGCUCCCUCAUUUUGUCUCCUCUGAUGAGAUCACUGCAGAGGAAUUGCAGAGUGUUUUAGACGGAUGUUACUCGAAGUUUGACGAUCCAGAUGAUCUCAUUCCCCUCAAAACGGUGGGCUCUGUUAAAGUGGCUGAGAUGUGGCACGGUCCAACUGGCUCGUUCAAAGAUUUGGCUCUUUCUGUUGUCGGACGAUUGGUGGAUUAUUUUCUUGAGAAAAGUGGCCGUAAAGCCAACAUCAUUGUGAGAACUUCAGGUGAUACUGGAAGUGCCGCUAUUCACAGUGUUCUGGGCUCAAAGCAUAUAAACAUUGUUGUCUGGUAUCCACGGGGAUGUGUCAGUCUCGUGCAAGAGCUACAAAUGACAACAGUUGAUGCUCCGAAUGUCAAAGUGUUCUCAGUCGAAGGUACUACAGAUGAAGCCGAUGUUCCACUCAGGAAAAUUUCUGCCGACAAAGAAUUUGUUUCGAAGUACAACCUGGCGUGUUUUAAUUCAGUUAAUGUCAGUCGCAUUCUCCUUCAAGCUGUACACUUUACCUACCUCUAUCUCAAGAUUUGUCCAACUGUGGAUCGAUAUGUGACCUUUUGUGUGCCUACAGGAGGACUAGGGAACAUAACAGGAUGUGUGGUUGCUCGUACAAUGGGAAUUCCCCUUCAAAUUGUGAGUACAGUAAACGAGAAUGAUAUUGUCGAUCGCACGUUUCGUCUCAACGAUUUCUCUCUUUCUGAUUCAGUAGUACACACCCCGUCUUCUGCAAUGGACAUACAAAUCCCCUACAACAUUGAGAGAAUAUUCUAUUAUCUCACCAGUCAAAAAUCUCAAAUAGUAAGAGAUGUAAUGGAGAGCUUUGAGCGAGAUGGACGCUGCAAAUUGCCUGAAGCAAUCACCAAAACGAACACGUACCUCCAAACAGCCAGAGUGGACACUGAAGAGCUGUUCUCCGCAAUGAAGCAAGUGUGGCAGGAGAACAACUAUGCUAUAUGCCCACACACAGCAGUUGCUAUGAAUGCUGGCUUGAGACUGGCAGCCCAGAACCCAGAGGAAGAGAUAGUGGUCAUAGCUACGGCUACUCCGGCCAAAUUCCCUCAGGUGAUGGAGAGGGGUGGUGUUCCCGUGCCAAGGGUAGAGCAAGUCGAGUGUCUGUUUGGAUUGCCUGAGCACAAGGAGCUGGUAGAGAAAGGAGAGGACUGGGAGAAGAGAAUGAGAGAUGCAGUGGCCAGUUUUAACCAAUAAUUAUAGAUUUUUCGAUAAAGUUUUUUUACCAUUUCGACUAGCAUUUGUUAAUGCGAUGUGAUUUACAAUAUUUUUCAUUUAGGUUUUUUUUUACUUUAUCAUGUCAAGUGUCGUCAGAAAUCAUGUCAUUAAAUAUUUUUUGCACAAGAAGG
Halichondria panicea is the source of this 1656-nucleotide messenger RNA. RefSeq names its product threonine synthase-like 2. The coding region runs from base 98 to 1504 and encodes 468 amino acids. Gene Ontology annotation, biological process: dephosphorylation; 2-oxobutyrate biosynthetic process. The record is from RefSeq and is a predicted model, not a curated record. Gene Ontology annotation, molecular function: pyridoxal phosphate binding. Lineage: Eukaryota; Metazoa; Porifera; Demospongiae; Suberitida; Halichondriidae. The transcript is spliced from 2 exons.